UGCAUGGCCAGAAAUAUUGAACCACGCGCAUGCGCGCUAAUAACCAGAAGUUGAACUAACGGCUUUCAAGAAACAACGAAGUUUGUUAAGAAAUUACUUACGCGUAACCCUAAAACGAAUUUUUAACCGUAUCCGAAUGUGAAAAUGAAAAAACCUGCAUCGGAAUCGUAUUUUUCAAAGAUUUAACAUAACAGAUAUAGAAUAAUGUUCGACACAUAAUGAAAAAAUAGUUCGGUUUUGUAGGUUUUAAAAAUAGCGUUUUCAUUGUGUUGUUCGCUAAAUGCAUCUGAAUAAAAUAACGUAAAUUUGUCUCAGACACCCUUGAAAUAAAACCUAGCACUCAGUAAUAACAUCUCUUGGCUCAAAACCUGCAUCGGAAUCAUAAUAAAGACAUGUUUACCUUGAGUCUUCAUCGAGAAGAUUGUCUUUACCGCUUCAUCGUAAUUCGGUUUUUGCGAUAUAAAACGCAUGAUCUCCCUUGAAGUUUUGUUCGUAGUUUCCUGGCAUUCGAAUGAUAAAUCGAACGUUUGUCGAGAAAGUUGAAGCAUUUUAUCGCGCGCCUUCUCUUUGAAAACUGGCUGUUGAUGUUGCUACGAAUUGUCUAAGACUGCCGGGAGCCCUGUAUUGCUAAAGGCCGUUCCUCUCCAGGCUUUAUCUGUCAAUCAUUUUGAAAUUUAGCGGGAAUUUCAUUGGCGGGUAGUUCAUGAAUGAAGUUGUAGUUUCAUCGUAGUACGCGCGAAGUAAAAAAAUACUACGCAAUGUUUACAGUUUAUAAUGACUGAGUAAUCAAAGAAAUGGCGACGUAACGAGAAAACAAAAACACCAGUCCGGUAGGUUUUCAUCCUGGCAACACACUAUGUCGGAUAUAUUACAAAGGACGGAUCCAUUCUUUGAGUUUUUACUGACGGAAAGUGACUCCAGGUACGAGCACAAGCAACGCCUUGCAGAAAACGAUGUAAUCGGUUAUAUAACUUUGCCGCGACCCCUCCUUGCUGGCUGGUAUUUAAUCAAAACGAAGGACAUUCGGUACAUCGACCUGCUAAACAAGUCUAUAGAGGCCACUCUGAAGAUCAGCUCAGAAAGCGUCUUACUUGAAAAAAGAUUGGACGAUCUAUGCAGGAGAAGUUCGGCACAGAAAAAGAAACUAAACGUACGGGGAUCGGUGAAACAGCGCUUGGACUUUUGCACCAGCGCUUGCAAAGUCCGACUCUUGAGGAAAGAAGUUGUAGAAAUAAAGGAUUUGGUGGAAGAACGAGUCGAGUCACUUAAUGAAAAGAACAAAGCCACUGUAGAAAGUGUUCUAUUUUUGAUGGACAAAUUUGGUGUUGGGGAUGAUUUUAUCCAAAAGGUGUCAAGAAUAGUUGAUGGCUUCCCUAGAGGCUAUAUCAUAAAACAGUGUCGCUCAGAGCUCAAUAAACAGUGCAACAUCAGGCCCACUCCAGGACAAGUUCCAGGAGCCCAGUUCUCUUUCAAGGAGAGACUGGUAGAGCAAAUCAAGAGUCUGAGAGCAAGUGGUAUGGUUACAGACCAUGUCAGGAUAAAGCUCAGUGGUGACGGGGCCAGAAUGAGCCGCUCCUCAAAUUUCACCCUUUUUAGCUUUGCAAUACUGAAUGCACCUGAUGAUCUGCUUUCCUCGAAAGGUACACACACAGUGGCAGUUAUCAAUGGUCCAGAGAAGUAUGAGACAAUAGCAGAGAGCUUGAAAGAUGUUCUUGAAGAAAUUGAUGCAGUGCAAGAUGAUAGCUAUGUAGAACUUGAUGGCAAGAAGAUAAAUGUAGAGUUCUUUCUGGGCGGAGACUAUAAGUUCCUCUUACAAACAAUGGGUUUGAGUGCUGCAAACUCAGCAUAUGCUUGUCUUUGGUGCAAAGUUCACAAGAAAGACAGAGGUGAUAUGAGCAAGGAUGAUGAGUAUUAUGAGAAGGACCCACUACGCAGGACCCUACAGGAUAUUAUUGAGUGUGGAAAAAGAAAGAAGGGAGAGAAUUACUGCUGUGUAAAUAAACCCCUAUUCAACAUUGAACCUGACCACAUACUAAUAGAUGAGCUCCACUUAAUGCUGAGGGUGACAGACAUCCUGAUAGAUAAUGCAAUAGAAGAUGCAAUGCAGUGGGAUGAAAAGGAAAAGAUCAGUAAAAGAUCAAACAAAGGAAGCACAAGCCAUCUGAGUCAAUUAGUACAAACUAUACGGUUGUGUGGGGUAUCAUUUCAAGUGUGGGAGAAGCUUAAUGCAGAUGGUAGGGGAAGUGGUACCUAUGACUUCACAAGUUUGAUGGGUAGCGAUAGAAAGAAACUUCUGAAAAAGCUCCCAGAGAAGCUCAUUGGUGUCCCACAGCCAUCUACAGCUGCUAGGGUUGCAGAAAUCUGGAAGGAUUUCCACCAUUUGUAUUUUGAUUGUGUUUCUAACUGGAAACCACCAUCCAUGGAAGUCUAUCAAAAAGAGGCUAAAGAAUGGAUAACCAAAUUCGGUAGCCUUGGUGAUGUGAGGCUUGGCUACAAAAAAGAGCGAGUGACAUGCUACAUGCAUGUUGCAGCCUAUCAUGUUCCAGCCAUGAUAAGGCGCUAUCAAAACCUGAAGCAGUUUAGUGGUCAAGGUCUGGAGAAAAAUAAUGAUGAUGCAAGAAGAGUGGUUUUGAGGAAAUCUAACCACCUUGAUGACCCCUGUGAGGUUCUGCAAGCAGAGUUUAGGUUGGGCAAGCUAAAGCACAGGGAGAAACUCCCUCGUCCCUAUGUCAAACGAAAUGCCCAAUAUUGGGAAGAGGAAAUUAAGAUAAAGCGAAGACGAGGGAACACAAAUUAAGGCUCUACUAACUUUAUUUGUCACCAAGUGCAACUUUAACGAAAGAAACUGUUACUUUCUCUUGAAAAGCCCUAGGUAAUAAAACUGGCAGGGGUUGUCUGGAGUAUUUCUUUGUUGUAAAGCUAACAAAGCUUCUAACCUUCAUGGGAUAAAAUACUUUGAUCCCCUGUCCAUGCAUGUCAGCCAGCUGAUCCCAGCCCUUUGGAAAAUAUGUGGCAGGGAACUGAUCUCUUUCGAGAUAAUGCCAAUUGGAGUCAUUAAAAUUAAAUAAAUAUCUAAAAACAUC
Nematostella vectensis (starlet sea anemone) is the source of this 3083-nucleotide messenger RNA. RefSeq lists its product as uncharacterized. Bases 857 to 2797 code for a protein of 646 amino acids. The transcript has 10 exons. NCBI's taxonomy places the organism in Eukaryota, Metazoa, Cnidaria, Anthozoa, Actiniaria, Edwardsiidae. The record is from RefSeq and is a predicted model, not a curated record.